This is a messenger RNA of Suncus etruscus (white-toothed pygmy shrew), 651 nucleotides long. RefSeq names its product FXYD domain-containing ion transport regulator 3-like. The record is from RefSeq and is a predicted model, not a curated record. Gene Ontology annotation, biological process: regulation of sodium ion transmembrane transporter activity. Gene Ontology annotation, molecular function: sodium channel regulator activity. Gene Ontology annotation, cellular component: membrane. The coding region runs from base 1 to 267 and encodes 88 amino acids. The transcript is spliced from 7 exons. Lineage: Eukaryota; Metazoa; Chordata; Mammalia; Eulipotyphla; Soricidae.
AUGCAAGAGGUGGCACUGAGCCUGUUGGUGCUCAUGGCAGUUCUGCCUGCCCUGAAGGCCAAUGAAAUUGAAGAUAAAAACAGUCCUUUCUACUAUGACUGGCACAGCCUUCGGGUCGGUGGUCUCAUUUGUGCUGGGGUCCUGUGUGCCAUGGGCAUCAUCAUCCUCCUGAGUGGGAAAUGCAAAUGCAAAUUCAACCAGCAGCACAGCCACUGUCCCGGGGAAGCCCCUCCGCUCAUCACUCCAGGCUCUGCCCAUAACUGCUGAGAUGAAACCAGGUCACCACAUGGAGCUUCUUUCCUGUCCCAGGCCUGAUACCUCAGGAUUUCUCCUUCUCUCCAGAUUGCCCAGUGAGGUCCUCACUUGUCUGUCAUUGGAGGUUGCCCUUCUGUUUUAUUUUUAACCUCAAAUGGCCUUGCCUCUUUCCCAAACAGUCCCAGGCUAGGACCAGGGUGUGGGGUAGAAGCAAUGACUGCACUGAGGCAGCCACAGUAACUGAAUCUGUGUUGGCAGCUGAAUCUCUGUUGGCACCUGUGGUCUCCCCCCCACCCCCAAUCUUCUUCUCUCUUGACUUGGUAUGUGCCGUGAGGUCCUCCUUUUACCUCCAUGUCACAGAGGCCACCAAUGAAUUAAAUUUAAACUUGUGUAACA